UGAGUGUGUGUAUUUUUUGCACACAUUUAGCAAAGUCCAAAAGUAAUUUUAAAGUCAAUUUGCGUCAUUGUUUUUUUUGUUUGUUCUCUAAUAUAUAUAUAGUCUUUUGAGACGCGCCCUAGUUUGACCUUGAUAUAAUUAUAAAUUUAUUAUUGUCGCCGGGAUAAAAAGUUGUAAUUGUCCCUUAAGGAUUGACCAUCUUCCCCCUAUAAUCACCCUCUCUUGUCACUUGUCAGAUAAAUAAUUAUAAAUCCCGUUUUUGUGUGUAGAAAUAUUAGAAAAUUAAUUGUGUAUCAUCAAACUGAUCAACGCUAUCAAGUUUUUUUUCUAUUUAUAAAUAUUUAAAUACACAAAUAAACUUUGUUAAAAUGGCAAAAAAAACUUAUGAUCUUUUGUUUAAAUUAUUAUUGAUUGGUGAUUCUGGAGUUGGAAAAACUUGUAUUUUAUUUAGAUUUUCUGAUGAUGCAUUUUCAACAACAUUUAUUUCUACAAUUGGAAUAGACUUUAAAAUAAAAACAGUCGAAUUAAGGGGUAAAAAAAUCAAGUUACAAAUAUGGGACACUGCUGGCCAAGAAAGGUUCCAUACAAUCACAACAUCAUAUUACAGAGGAGCAAUGGGAAUAAUGCUUGUCUAUGACAUAACAAAUGAAAAAACAUUUGAAAAUAUUGUCAAGUGGCUGAGAAACAUUGACGAGCAUGCAAAUGAAGAUGUUGAAAAAAUGAUUUUGGGAAAUAAAAGUGAUAUGGAAGAUAGACGUGUUGUAUCAACUGAAAAAGGAGAAUCUAUUGCAAGAGAACAUGGUAUUAGAUUCAUGGAAACAUCAGCAAAAGCAAAUAUUAAUAUUGAUCGUUCAUUUAGUGAAUUAGCUGAAGCAAUUCUUGAUAAAACACAUGGUAAAGAGCCUCAAGAUGCACCAGAUCGUGUCACUGUUGAUCGCAGGGUAGAAAGAAGUUCAAAUAGGUGCUGUUAGUUCACCAAAUUAAUUUUUUUUAUUUAUUAUUAUCAUCAUUAUUACUUUUUUUUUUUUUUUUUCUGUUUUCGUGACAGCGUUGAUAAUAAGUAAACAAAAAAAAAAAAAAAAAAAAAAAUACUAUAAACUCGUGCCAGUUAAAAUUUGUGAAUAUAAUUUGACUUUAAUGAAUUAUUAUUUUAUUAUUUUUUUAAUUUAUAUUAAAAUAUAAAAUAGUGUCAAACGACGACACCACUGCCCAAUUAGUAUUUUUUUUUUUUUUUUUAAAUUAAAAAGAAAAACAACGAACAAAAUUGUCUACAUUUGAUAUCUUGAUUAUUAGUCAAUAAUAUUAGAUUGCCUAGUUACUGAUGACUGAAAAAAAAAUCAAAAAAAAAAUAAAUUUAUUAUUCAAAAAAAAAAAAAAA
Aphidius gifuensis is the source of this 1378-nucleotide messenger RNA. RefSeq names its product ras-related protein Rab-10 (gene Rab10). The record is from RefSeq and is a predicted model, not a curated record. Gene Ontology annotation, molecular function: GTPase activity; GTP binding. Gene Ontology annotation, cellular component: recycling endosome; insulin-responsive compartment; Golgi apparatus. The transcript has 6 exons. Gene Ontology annotation, biological process: cellular response to insulin stimulus. Lineage: Eukaryota; Metazoa; Arthropoda; Insecta; Hymenoptera; Braconidae. Bases 369 to 971 code for a protein of 200 amino acids.